Messenger RNA from Melospiza georgiana, 3039 nucleotides. It is a transcript of the gene VEZT, whose product is annotated as vezatin, adherens junctions transmembrane protein. Gene Ontology annotation, cellular component: plasma membrane. Lineage: Eukaryota; Metazoa; Chordata; Aves; Passeriformes; Passerellidae. Gene Ontology annotation, biological process: cell-cell adhesion. The transcript has 12 exons. Gene Ontology annotation, molecular function: myosin binding. The coding region runs from base 25 to 2448 and encodes 807 amino acids. The record is from RefSeq and is a predicted model, not a curated record.
GAGGGGGUGGCAUGGCGGGCAAGGAUGACACCGGAGUUCGACGAAGAAGUGGUGUUUGAGAAUUCCCCACUGUACCAAUAUCUGCAGGAUUUGGGACACACAGAUUUUGAAGUAUGUUCCUCAGUGUCACAGAAGGCAGAGCAAUGUGCAGCAGCAGAAAGCCAAAGGGAGCAGACUGUGCGUGCUGCCCAGAAGCAAGGCAUCCUGUCAAAACUAGUUGAGUUUUUUAGAAGCUGGUUUCCUUUUCCACAGUAUAAGAAAAAUGAUGACAUACUUCACCGACUGGACGUUGGAUUUCGAUUUGACACGCUCCGUACCAUCCUGCAACAGGAAGUUCUGCUGCAGGAGGAUGUGGAACUGAUUGAAUUCCUUGACCCCAGUAUCCUGUCUGCAGGGCAGUGUAAGCAACAGGAAAACAGACAGCUUCCAACGCUACGCUCCCUAGCAACUCCUAAUAUUUGGGAUGUCUCGCUGUUCCUCGCCUGUGUGAGUGCGCUGCUCAUGUUUCCCUCGUGGUGGGAGGAAUCCUCGUGGCUGCUGUGCGCGCCCCUGCUGCUCUAUGCAGCCGCUAGGGCGUGGGGCACGUGGAGGACGGCCAAGCUGCAAAUGUCCCUGCGGAAACACUGCAUCCAGCUGGAGGAAACAGUGGCCAAUAGCCGCGCCUUCACCAACCUCGUCAGGAAAGCUCUACGGCUCAUUCAGGAGACUGAAGUGAUUUCCAGAGGAUUUACCCUUUUGCUUGACAGGGUCAGUGCCGCUUGCCCAUUUAAUAAAGCUGGACAGCAUCCUAGUCAGCACCUGAUCGGCCUGCGCAAAGCCGUGUACCGAUCCGUCAGAGCCAACUUCCGAGCUGCAAGACUGGCCACUCUGUACAUGCUGAAAAAUUACCCUCUGAACUCGGAGAGUGACAACGUGACCAGCUACAUCUGUGUGGUCCCCUUUAAGGAGCUGGGCCUGGGACUGAGUGAAGAGCAGGUCUCUGAAGAGGAGGCACACAAUCUGACUGAUGGCUUCAGCUUGCCUGCACUCAAGGUCCUCUUUCAGCUCUGGGUAGGGCAGAGUUCAGAGUUUUUCAGGAGGCUGGCGCUGCUGCUGUCCCCGGCCAACGCGUGCCCCGCGCCGUCGGCGUGCCCGGAGCGGCUGCCUCACCGCAUCCUGCGCGACGUGGCCCAGGGCCUGCCCGGCACGCACGCCGCCUGCCUGGCCGAGCUGCGCAGGAGCUACGAGUUCUACCGCUACUUCGAAACGCAGCACCAGGCGGGCCUGCAGUGGGCAGCCAGGGGCAAGCAGCAGUGCAGGGAGCUCAACAGCCUGCAGACAGCCGUGCGCAGCCUGCAGCUGCACCUCAAGGCCCUGCUCAAUGAGGUAAUAAUUCUUGAGGAUGAGCUUGAAAAGCUUGUUAGCACUAAGGAGACACCUGAGUUGACAACAGAAGCCCGUCAGGUUCUGGAACAAAAACUGAAGUUUCUGCAGCCUCAUAUCCAAGCAAGCAACAGCUGCUGGGAAGAAGCCAUUUCUCAGGUGGAAAAAAUGAGUGGAAGAAACCCAAACAAAAAAGGCAAAAUUGAAGUUUCCUGUGACAACCUACAGCAUACUACAGUACCUUUAACACAGCCUGCCAUAUACAUAGAAAACAAAGAUCCAAUCCCUGAAGAGCAGGAACUGGAAGCAUAUGUUGAUUAUUCAGAUACAGAUAAUGAAUACAAAAGGGAAGACUUUUACUGCUUCUCCCAAGAAGAAAGAGAGAGGCAAGAGCGAGAGAGACAGGAAUCUAAGAGGGUGUUACAAGAAUUGAAAUCUGUACUGGGAUUCAAAGCUUCAGAAAUUGAAAGACAGAAGUGGAAACAGCUACUAUUCAGUGAACAUGCUGCAGUGAAACCCUUGUCUCCUGUAGAACCAUUGAAGCUACUAAAUAAUGUGGAAUCAAAUAUGAAUUCAGAUACAGAAAAGCAGGACUGCAGCCAAAGUUGUGAUAAAUCUGAAGAAAAAGACUCUAAUCCAGAAGUGAAUGCUGCUGAUAAAAGCAGGACAGAAUAUUUGUAUGAAGAUCCUGAGAUGGAGAAAAACAAAGACAGUAUUACAGAUAAAGAUGUCUCUACAGGGGCUGAAGGAAGAAUGUAUUAUCAGUGUGAAGGGGAUGCUGAAGAGCUCAAGCCAAGCAGUGUGGAUGGAGUAGAGGCUCCACAGCCUCCCUCUAUGGAUGCAUUACAUUCAAAAAUCAAGGAGAGGCUGGCCCAGCUCCACAUAUCAACAGAUUUUAACUUCACAUCUGGUCUGGCUGCACAAGUUGCUGCCAGGUCUUUCACUUUUACUACAAUGCAGGAAGAGACUUUUGGAGAUGAUGGGGAGGAGGAGGAGGAGGAAGAAGAAAAGACACAGGAGAAUGAAGACCUUGUGGACAACUGUGAAAAUGAAGAGAGAGGCUCUGAAAGUGAAGGAAAAGUAUAAGUCUGAGCUGAACUUUAUUAAACUAACAGCAGGCAGUUUGAUGGAAAAAAACUGAGGUGGGGGGUUGAAGCUGAAAAUACUGGAUGGAAAAAAAAGGAGACCUACAUAUAAUACAUCAUGUUCCCUUAAGACUGAUACACUAAAUGGGACUUCUAAGUAUAUUGAAAAUUUGCAGGUAAGAGAAGUUUGGGAUGCAUCCAAGAAAUAGAUGGCUGUCACUUUGCAAGAUCCUAGUGAUGGGGGUUGGAAUCUACCUUUGUGUUUUCUGUUUUAUUUAUUUAUUGAAUGACAUAUUGUAGUUUUUCAUUUCUAAACAGAAGGAAAAGCAAUGUUUUGAUUUACAACAGACUCCAUUUUUUUCCUUUCUGAUUCUUUUGUCAUGGUAUCAAUGUUUGUUCCAACAAAAACAGCCAGGACAUUUCUUUUGGAAGAACCUGAACUGUUCUCUGUGAUUGUCCACCACCACUUUUGUUUCACUCCUUGUGUCUGCAGUGUGUUGGCUAAGCCAUGAUAGGCAUUUGUGAUUCUUCAACUAGUGAUGUGGCACCCAGCUAAAAUGUAGAAUUUUAAAUAAAAACUUGAAAGAGCUAG